This is a messenger RNA of Ostrinia furnacalis (Asian corn borer), 878 nucleotides long. RefSeq lists its product as uncharacterized. The coding region runs from base 1 to 732 and encodes 243 amino acids. The transcript has 8 exons. Lineage: Eukaryota; Metazoa; Arthropoda; Insecta; Lepidoptera; Crambidae. The record is from RefSeq and is a predicted model, not a curated record.
AUGAAUAAUUUAUUGACUUUUACAUGUCUCUGCGUGAGCCUGACGGCGGUUGGGAGCACAUGGUUCCAGACAGGCUGGCUCGGCCGGCUGGUGCAGUAUCACAAGACUAAGUUCCUGGAUGAGCUCAACGAGGUCGCUCCCAUUAAGAUUAAAGCAUCGAUAGUGCAGAAAGAGCCAGGCUUCGUGGACUCAACCGAAUGGGACUUCAACUCUGUGCUACGUCUGCUGACGCUCAUGAGGCAGAGCCAGCAAACGGCGCCAGCGCGGCGCGCGCUGCGGCGCAUGCUGCAGCCGAUGACCAGGCGGUUCAUAAGCAAGGCGCAGAGCUACAAGUUUUUCCCUAGCUUGAGCAAGAACCACCCCAACGAGUUCUACUACGACAUCGACUCGGACGAGAUGUACGAGGAGGCCGACAACACCACAUCCAGCUCGCUGCUCGACGAGGACGCCGUGCUCGUCAUCACCAACCCCGUGGAGGCGCGCCUGCCCAGCGCUCAGAUCAGCGUGAAGCUGCUCAAGCAAAUACUCGAAAAUAGAGCGAAAGCAGGGCGACAGAUGCCUACGACCAAAAAAGCCUUGAAGGCAACUGAAAAAGACAACGAAACAACUAGUGAUGAUAAUGUCACUGCUACGGAUACAAGCAAUGAUAUGAGCGCCUCGGACGAUUCAAGCUCGCCUGAUUCGAGUGCGCCUGACUCGAGCACCACUGACUCCACCUCUCCUACGGCCUAGCACAGUGAUGGCCAAGAAGUCGACGAAGACGAUUUUGGUAGCCCAAGAGAGUUAAAUAAACGGAACUUAUUUUAAAACGUACGUUAUUCGCGCCAAGAACACUAACCCCCUUACUAAUAAAACUUACAAGCUCGUUGAACAGUGUU